Austrofundulus limnaeus is the source of this 462-nucleotide messenger RNA. Its product is annotated as ran-binding protein 10. The record is from RefSeq and is a predicted model, not a curated record. Gene Ontology annotation, molecular function: protein binding. Lineage: Eukaryota; Metazoa; Chordata; Actinopteri; Cyprinodontiformes; Rivulidae.
GAUGGGACAAACACUCGUACGGUUACCACGGCGACGACGGCCACUCCUUCUGCUCCUCUGGGACCGGCCAACCGUACGGUCCGACGUUCACCACAGGCGACGUGAUUGGCUGCUGCGUGAACCUCAUCAACAACACCUGCUUCUACACCAAAAACGGCAUCAGUUUAGGUGUUGCCUUCACUGACCUCCCUCCCAACCUGUAUCCCACCGUUGGACUCCAAACUCCCGGUGAGAUCGUCGACGCCAACUUCGGCCAGCAGCCUUUCGUCUUCGACAUCGAGGACUACAUGAGCCAGUGGCGGGCAAAGAUCCACGGGAUGAUUGCCAGCUUCCCGAUCGACGAGCGCGUGGGGGAGUGGCAGGCUGUCCUGCAGAAGUAAGACUCUUAAUGUCAAAUACUCGUAUUUUAGCUGCUGCCCUUUUAUUUUGAAGGUCAGAAAAUCACAACCUCAUCAUACAAAA